This is a messenger RNA of Cygnus atratus (black swan), 1776 nucleotides long. RefSeq names its product glutamate decarboxylase 1 (gene GAD1). Gene Ontology annotation, biological process: GABA biosynthetic process. Lineage: Eukaryota; Metazoa; Chordata; Aves; Anseriformes; Anatidae. The transcript is spliced from 16 exons. Gene Ontology annotation, cellular component: cytoplasm; presynaptic active zone. Bases 4 to 1776 code for a protein of 590 amino acids. The record is from RefSeq and is a predicted model, not a curated record. Gene Ontology annotation, molecular function: glutamate decarboxylase activity; pyridoxal phosphate binding.
AGGAUGGCUUCCUCCGCUCCCUCGUCCUCCAACGACGCUCCGGACCCCACCCCGACUAAUUUACGACCCACAACCUACGACUCGUGGUGUGGCGUGGCGCACGGGUGCACCAGGAAGAUCGGGCUGAAGAUAUGCGGGUUCCUGCAAAGGACCAACAGUCUGGAAGACAAGGGCCGGAUCGUGAGCUCCCUGAAGGAAAGGCGGUCCUCCAAGAGCCUGCUGGCGUGUGAGAACAGCGAGAAGGAGUCCAGGUUCCGGCGCACCGAGACAGACUUCUCCAAUUUGUAUGCUAGAGAUUUGCUGCCCGCCAAGAACGGCGAGGAGCAGACCAUGCAGUUCCUGCUGGAGGUCGUGGACAUCCUCCUCAACUACGUGAGGAAGACGUUUGACAGAUCCACCAAAGUGCUGGACUUUCACCAUCCGCACCAGCUCCUGGAGGGCAUGGAGGGCUUCAACCUGGAGCUCUCGGACAACCCCGAGUCCCUGGAGCAGAUCCUGGUGGACUGCCGGGACACACUCAAGUACGGGGUGAGGACAGGUCAUCCGCGCUUUUUCAAUCAGCUCUCCACAGGACUGGACAUCAUUGGCUUGGCUGGGGAGUGGUUGACAUCGACUGCUAACACAAACAUGUUUACAUAUGAAAUUGCCCCUGUUUUUGUUCUCAUGGAACAAAUAACACUUCGAAAGAUGAGAGAGAUUAUUGGAUGGUCGAAUAAAGAUGGUGACGGAAUAUUCUCACCUGGAGGAGCUAUUUCCAACAUGUACAGCAUAAUGGCUGCACGCUACAAAUAUUUCCCUGAAGUCAAAACCAAAGGCAUGGCCGCAGUCCCUAAACUGGUUCUCUUUACCUCAGAACAUAGUCACUACUCAAUAAAGAAAGCUGGAGCUGCACUUGGAUUUGGAACAGACAACGUGAUUUUGAUAAAAUGCAAUGAAAGAGGCAAAAUAAUACCAGCUGAUUUGGAAGCAAAAAUUUUGGAAGCGAAACAAAAGGGAUACAUUCCUCUCUUUGUAAAUGCAACCGCAGGCACAACAGUAUACGGAGCCUUUGAUCCAAUACAGGAGAUUGCAGAUAUAUGUGAAAAAUAUAACCUCUGGCUCCAUGUAGAUGCUGCUUGGGGAGGUGGACUCUUAAUGUCCCGAAAGCAUCGUCAUAAAUUGAAUGGAAUAGAAAGAGCCAAUUCAGUCACUUGGAAUCCACACAAGAUGAUGGGAGUAUUGUUGCAAUGUUCCGCCAUUCUGGUCCGGGAGAAGGGUAUACUUCAAGGCUGCAAUCAGAUGUGUGCAGGAUAUCUCUUCCAGCAAGACAAACAGUAUGAUGUAUCCUAUGACACAGGAGAUAAGGCAAUACAGUGUGGUCGACAUGUGGACAUUUUCAAAUUCUGGUUGAUGUGGAAGGCAAAGGGUACAGUAGGAUUUGAAAAUCAGAUCAACAAAUGCCUGGAACUGGCAGAAUAUCUCUAUACUAAAAUCAAAAACAGAGAAGAAUUUGAAAUGGUUUUUGAAGGAGAGCCAGAGCAUACAAACAUAUGUUUUUGGUAUAUUCCACCAAGUCUCAGGGGCAUGCCAGACUGCGAUGAGAGACGAGAAAAGUUACACAGGGUGGCACCGAAAAUCAAAGCACUGAUGAUGGAGUCAGGUACUACCAUGGUUGGAUAUCAGCCACAGGGUGAUAAAGUCAACUUCUUCCGAAUGGUCAUCUCAAACCCAGCAGCGACGAAGUCUGACAUAGACUUCCUCAUUGAGGAAAUAGAGAGACUGGGGCAGGAGCUGUAG